Molecule: messenger RNA, 9410 nt
Organism: Sapajus apella (tufted capuchin)
Lineage: Eukaryota; Metazoa; Chordata; Mammalia; Primates; Cebidae
Gene: CACNA1D
Product: calcium voltage-gated channel subunit alpha1 D
Exons: 51
Coding region: 418-7092 (2224 amino acids)
Biological process (GO): calcium ion import across plasma membrane
Cellular component (GO): membrane; voltage-gated calcium channel complex
Molecular function (GO): high voltage-gated calcium channel activity
Source: RefSeq, a predicted model, not a curated record
ACGGGUGGGCAUGGGGGGCGCGCCGAGCAGCCCCGGCGGCCGGGCCGGCAUUACCGCGGCGUCUCUCCGCUAGAGGAGGGGACAAGCCAGUUCUCCUUUGCAGCAAAAAAUUACAUGUAUAUAUUAUUAAGAUAAUAUAUACAUCGGAUUUUAUUUUUUUAAAAAGUUUAUUUUGCUCCAUUUUUGGAAAAGAGCUUGGGCGGCGAGCGGUUUUUUUUUUUUUUUUUUUUUUUUUUUUUAAAUCAAUUAUCCUUAUUUUCUGUUAUUUGUCCUCAUCCCUCCCCACCCCCUGCUGAAGCAAGAAUAAGGGCAGGGACCGCGGCUCCUACCUAUUGGUGAUCCCCUUACCCAUUCCGCCCCCGCCCAACGCCCAGCACAGUGCCCUGCACACAGUAGUCGCUCAAUAAAUGUUCGUGGAUGAUGAUGAUGAUGAUGAUGAAAAAAAUGCAGCAUCAACGGCAGCAGCAAGCGGACCACGCGAACGAGGCAAACUAUGCAAGAGGCACCAGACUCCCUCUUUCUGGUGAAGGACCAACUUCUCAGCCGAAUAGCUCCAAGCAAACUGUCCUGUCUUGGCAAGCUGCAAUCGAUGCUGCUAGACAGGCCAAGGCUGCCCAAACUAUGAGCACCUCCGCACCCCCACCUGUAGGAUCUCUCUCCCAAAGAAAACGUCAGCAAUACGCCAAGAGCAAAAAACAGGGUAACUCGUCCAACAGCCGACCUGCCCGCGCCCUUUUCUGUUUAUCACUCAAUAACCCCAUCCGAAGAGCCUGCAUUAGUAUAGUGGAAUGGAAACCAUUUGACAUAUUUAUAUUAUUGGCUAUUUUUGCCAAUUGUGUGGCCUUAGCUAUUUACAUCCCAUUCCCUGAAGAUGAUUCUAAUUCAACAAACCAUAACUUGGAAAAAGUAGAAUAUGCCUUCCUGAUUAUUUUUACAGUCGAGACAUUUUUGAAGAUUAUAGCGUAUGGAUUAUUGCUACAUCCUAAUGCUUAUGUUAGGAAUGGAUGGAAUUUACUGGAUUUUGUUAUAGUAAUAGUAGGAUUGUUUAGUGUAAUUUUGGAACAAUUAACCAAAGAAACAGAAGGCGGGAACCACUCUAGCGGCAAAUCUGGAGGCUUUGAUGUCAAAGCCCUCCGUGCCUUUCGAGUGUUGCGACCACUUCGACUAGUGUCAGGAGUGCCCAGUUUACAAGUUGUCCUGAACUCCAUUAUAAAAGCCAUGGUUCCCCUCCUUCACAUAGCCCUUUUGGUAUUAUUUGUAAUCAUAAUCUAUGCUAUUAUAGGAUUGGAACUUUUUAUUGGAAAAAUGCACAAAACAUGUUUUUUUGCUGACUCAGAUAUCGUAGCUGAAGAGGACCCAGCUCCAUGUGCGUUCUCAGGGAAUGGACGCCAGUGUACUGCCAAUGGCACGGAAUGUAGGAGUGGCUGGGUUGGCCCAAACGGAGGCAUCACCAACUUUGAUAACUUUGCCUUUGCCAUGCUCACUGUGUUUCAGUGCAUCACCAUGGAGGGCUGGACAGACGUGCUCUACUGGGUAAAUGAUGCGAUAGGAUGGGAAUGGCCUUGGGUGUAUUUUGUUAGUCUGAUCAUCCUUGGCUCAUUUUUCGUCCUUAACCUGGUUCUUGGUGUCCUUAGUGGAGAAUUUUCAAAGGAAAGAGAGAAAGCAAAAGCACGGGGAGAUUUCCAGAAGCUCCGGGAGAAACAGCAGCUGGAGGAGGAUCUAAAGGGCUACUUGGAUUGGAUCACCCAAGCUGAGGACAUUGAUCCCGAGAACGAGGAAGAAGGAGGAGAGGAAGGCAAACGAAACACUAGCAUGCCCACCAGUGAGACUGAGUCUGUGAACACAGAGAACGUAAGCGGCGAAGCCGAGACGCGAGGCUGCUGUGGAAGUCUCUGGUGCUGGUGGAGACGGAGAGGCGCGACCAAGGCGGGGCCCUCUGGGUGUCGGCGGUGGGGUCAAGCCAUCUCAAAAUCCAAACUCAGCCGCCGCUGGCGUCGCUGGAACCGAUUCAAUCGCAGAAGAUGUAGGGCUGCCGUGAAGUCUGUCACGUUUUACUGGCUGGUUAUCGUCCUGGUGUUUCUGAACACCUUAACCAUUUCCUCUGAGCACUACAAUCAGCCAGAUUGGUUGACACAGAUUCAAGAUAUUGCCAACAAAGUCCUUUUGGCUCUGUUCACCUGUGAGAUGCUGGUAAAAAUGUACAGCUUGGGCCUCCAAGCAUAUUUUGUCUCUCUUUUCAACCGGUUUGAUUGCUUCGUGGUGUGUGGUGGAAUUACUGAGACCAUCUUGGUGGAACUGGAGAUCAUGUCUCCCCUGGGGAUCUCUGUGUUUCGGUGUGUGCGCCUCUUAAGAAUCUUCAAAGUGACCAGGCACUGGACUUCUCUGAGCAACUUAGUGGCAUCCUUGUUAAACUCCAUGAAGUCCAUCGCUUCGCUGUUGCUUCUGCUUUUUCUCUUCAUUAUCAUCUUUUCCUUGCUUGGGAUGCAGCUAUUUGGCGGCAAGUUUAAUUUUGAUGAAACGCAAACCAAGCGGAGCACCUUUGACAAUUUCCCUCAAGCACUUCUCACAGUCUUCCAGAUCCUGACAGGCGAAGAUUGGAAUGCUGUGAUGUACGACGGCAUCAUGGCUUAUGGGGGCCCGUCCUCUUCAGGAAUGAUCGUCUGCAUCUACUUCAUCAUCCUCUUCAUUUGUGGUAACUAUAUUCUACUGAACGUCUUCUUGGCCAUUGCUGUAGACAAUUUGGCUGAUGCUGAAAGUUUGAACACUGCUCAGAAAGAAGAAGCAGAAGAAAAGGAAAGAAAAAAGAUUGCCAGAAAAGAGAGCCUAGAAAAUAAAAAGAACAAACCAGAAGUCAAUCAGAUAGCCAACAGUGACAACAAGGUUACAAUUGAUGACUAUAGAGAAGAGGAUGAAGACAAGGACCCCUACCCACCUUGCGAUGUGCCAGUAGGGGAAGAGGAAGAGGAAGAGGAGGAGGAUGAACCUGAGGUUCCUGCCGGACCCCGUCCUCGAAGGAUCUCGGAGUUGAACAUGAAGGAAAAAAUUGCCCCCAUCCCCGAAGGGAGCGCUUUCUUCAUUCUUAGCAAGACCAACCCGAUCCGCGUGGGCUGCCACAAGCUCAUCAACCACCACAUCUUCACCAAUCUCAUCCUCGUCUUCAUCAUGCUGAGCAGCGCUGCGCUGGCCGCAGAGGACCCCAUCCGCAGCCACUCCUUCCGGAACACAAUACUGGGUUACUUUGACUAUGCCUUCACAGCCAUCUUUACUGUUGAGAUCCUGUUGAAGAUGACAACUUUUGGAGCUUUCCUCCACAAAGGGGCCUUCUGCAGGAACUACUUCAAUUUGCUGGAUAUGUUGGUGGUCGGGGUGUCUCUGGUGUCAUUUGGGAUUCAAUCCAGUGCCAUCUCCGUUGUGAAGAUUCUGAGGGUCUUAAGGGUCCUGAGGCCCCUCAGGGCCAUCAACAGAGCAAAAGGACUUAAGCACGUGGUCCAGUGCGUCUUUGUGGCCAUCCGGACCAUCGGCAACAUCAUGAUCGUCACCACCCUCCUCCAGUUCAUGUUUGCCUGUAUCGGGGUCCAGUUGUUCAAGGGGAAGUUCUAUCGCUGUACGGAUGAAGCCAAAAGUAACCCUGAAGAAUGCAGGGGUCUUUUCAUCCUCUACAAGGAUGGGGAUGUUGACAGCCCUGUGGUCCGCGAGCGGAUCUGGCAAAACAGUGAUUUCAACUUUGACAACGUCCUCUCUGCUAUGAUGGCGCUCUUCACGGUCUCCACGUUUGAGGGCUGGCCUUCGUUGCUGUAUAAAGCCAUCGACUCGAAUGGGGAGAACGUCGGCCCAGUCUACAACCACCGCGUGGAGAUCUCCAUCUUCUUCAUCAUCUACAUCAUCAUUGUGGCCUUCUUCAUGAUGAAUAUCUUUGUGGGCUUUGUCAUCGUGACAUUUCAGGAGCAAGGAGAAAAAGAGUAUAAGAACUGUGAGCUGGACAAAAAUCAGCGUCAGUGUGUUGAAUACGCCUUGAAAGCACGUCCCUUGCGGAGAUACAUCCCCAAAAACCCCUACCAGUACAAGUUCUGGUACGUGGUGAACUCUUCGCCUUUCGAAUACAUGAUGUUUGUCCUCAUCAUGCUCAACACACUCUGCUUGGCCAUGCAGCACUACGAGCAGUCCAAGAUGUUCAAUGACGCCAUGGACAUUCUGAACAUGGUCUUCACUGGGGUGUUCACCGUCGAGAUGGUUUUGAAAGUCAUUGCAUUUAAGCCUAAGGGGUAUUUUAGUGACGCCUGGAACACGUUUGACUCCCUCAUCGUAAUCGGCAGCAUUAUAGACGUGGCCCUCAGCGAAGCAGACCACUAUUUCACUGAUGCAUGGAACACUUUUGAUGCCUUAAUUGUUGUUGGUAGCGUCGUUGAUAUUGCUAUAACUGAAGUGAAUCCAACUGAAAGUGAAACUGUCCCUGUCCCAACUGCUACACCUGGGAACUCUGAAGAGAGCAAUAGAAUCUCCAUCACCUUUUUCCGUCUUUUCCGAGUGAUGCGAUUGGUGAAGCUUCUCAGCAGGGGGGAAGGCAUCCGGACAUUGCUGUGGACUUUUAUUAAGUCCUUUCAGGCACUCCCCUAUGUGGCCCUCCUCAUAGCCAUGCUGUUCUUCAUCUACGCGGUCAUUGGCAUGCAGAUGUUUGGGAAAGUUGCCAUGAGAGAUAACAACCAGAUCAAUAGGAACAAUAACUUCCAGACGUUUCCCCAGGCGGUGCUGCUGCUCUUCAGGUGUGCGACAGGUGAGGCCUGGCAGGAGAUCAUGCUGGCCUGCCUCCCAGGGAAGCUCUGUGACCCUGAGUCAGAUUACAAUCCCGGGGAGGAGUAUACAUGUGGGAGCAACUUUGCCAUUGUCUAUUUCAUCAGUUUUUACAUGCUCUGUGCAUUUCUGAUCAUCAAUCUAUUUGUGGCUGUCAUCAUGGAUAAUUUUGACUAUCUGACCCGGGACUGGUCUAUUUUGGGGCCUCACCAUUUAGAUGAAUUCAAAAGAAUAUGGUCAGAAUAUGACCCUGAGGCAAAGGGAAGGAUCAAACACCUUGAUGUGGUCACUCUGCUUCGACGCAUCCAGCCUCCCCUGGGGUUUGGGAAGUUAUGUCCACACAGAGUAGCGUGCAAGAGAUUAGUUGCCAUGAACAUGCCUCUCAACAGUGACGGGACAGUCAUGUUUAAUGCGACCUUGUUCGCCUUGGUUCGAACGGCUCUUAAGAUCAAGACCGAAGGGAACCUGGAGCAAGCUAAUGAAGAACUUCGGGCUGUGAUAAAGAAAAUUUGGAAGAAAACCAGCAUGAAAUUACUUGACCAAGUUGUCCCUCCAGCUGGUGAUGAUGAGGUAACCGUGGGGAAGUUCUAUGCCACUUUCCUGAUACAGGACUACUUUAGGAAAUUCAAGAAACGGAAAGAACAAGGACUGGUGGGAAAGUACCCUGCGAAGAACACCACAAUUGCCCUACAGGAUAAUUCGAAUUGCAUUUUGGCUUCCUGUGCUGUAGAAAUGGCUGCGGGAUUAAGGACACUGCAUGACAUUGGGCCAGAAAUCCGGCGUGCUAUAUCGUGUGAUUUGCAAGAUGACGAGCCUGAGGAAACAAAACGAGAAGAAGAUGAUGAUGUAUUCAAAAGAAAUGGUGCCCUGCUUGGAAACCAUGUCAAUCAUGUUAAUAGUGAUAGGAGAGAUUCCCUUCAGCAGACCAAUACCACCCACCGUCCCCUGCAUGUCCAAAGGCCUUCAAUUCCACCUGCAAGUGAUACUGAGAAACCGCUGUUUCCUCCAGCAGGAAAUUCGGUGUGUCAUAACCAUCAUAACCAUAAUUCCAUAGGAAAGCAAGUUCCCACUUCAACAAAUGCCAAUCUCAAUAAUGCCAAUAUGUCCAAAGCUGCCCAUGGAAAGCGGCCCAGCAUUGGGAACCUUGAGCAUGUGUCUGAAAAUGGGCAUCAUUCUUCCCACAAGCAUGACCGGGAGCCUCAAAGAAGGUCCAGUGUUAAAAGAACCCGCUAUUAUGAAACUUACAUUAGGUCUGACUCAGGAGAUGAGCAGCUCCCAACUAUUUGCCGGGAAGAUCCAGAGAUACAUGGCUACUUCAGGGACCCCCGCUGCUUGGGAGAGCAGGAGUAUUUCAGUAGCGAGGAGUGCUACGAGGACGACAGCUCGCCCACCUGGAGCAGGCAAAACUAUGGCUACUACAGCAGAUACCCAGGCAGAAACGUGGACUUUGAGAGGCUCCGAGGCUACCAUCAACCCCAAGGUUUCUUGGAGGACGAUGACUCGCCCAUUUGCUAUGAUUCACGGAGAUCUCCAAGGAGACGCCUACUACCUCCCACCCCAGCAUCCCACCGGAGAUCCUCCUUCAACUUUGAGUGCCUGCGCCGGCAGAGCAGCCAGGAAGAGAUCCCAUCAUCUCCCACCUUCUUCCCCCACCGCACGGCCCUGCCUCUGCACCUGAUGCAGCAACAGAUUAUGGCAGUUGCUGGUUUAGAUUCCAGUAAAGCCCAGAAGUACUCACCGAGUCACUCGACCCGGUCGUGGGCCACCCCUCCAGCGACCCCUCCCUACCGGGACUGGACACCAUGCUACACUCCCCUGAUCCAAGUGGAGCAGUCGGAGGCCCUGGACCAGGUGAACGGCAGCCUGCCAUCCCUGCACCGCAGCUCCUGGUAUACAGACGAGCCCGAUAUCUCCUACCGGACUUUCACACCAGCCAGCCUGACCAUUCCCAGCAGCUUCCGGAACAAAAACAGUGACAAGCAGAGGAGCGCAGACAGCUUGGUGGAGGCAGUCCUGAUAUCUGAAGGCUUGGGACGCUAUGCAAGGGACCCAAAAUUUGUGUCAGCAACAAAACAUGAAAUCGCCGAUGCCUGUGACCUCACCAUCGAUGAGAUGGAGAGUGCAGCCAGCACCCUGCUUAAUGGGAACGUGCGUCCCCGAGCCAACGGGGAUGUGGGCUCCCUCUCACACCAGCAGGACUAUGAGCUACAGGACUUUGGUCCUGGCUACAGCGAUGAAGAGCCAGACCCUGGGAGGGAUGAGGAGGACCUGGCCGAUGAAAUGAUAUGCAUCACCACCUUGUAGCCCCCAGCGAGGGGCAGACUGACUCUGGCCUCAGGUGGGGCGCAGGAGGGCCAGGGGAAAAGUGCCUCAUAGUUAGGAAAGUUUAGGCACUAGUUGGGAGUAAUAUUCAAUUAGACUUUGUAUAAGAGAUGUCAUGCCUCAAGAAAGCCAUAAACCUGGUAGGAACAGGUCCCGAGUGAUGGAGCCUGGCAGAGGACCCUGCCCUCAGCCUCAACUGCAGGAAACAGCAGGCCCCACCCUCUCACAGAGGAUGGGUGAGGAGGGCAGACCCGCCCUGCCCCAUUGUCCAGAUGGGCCCUGCUGUGGAGUCUACUUCUCCCAUGUACCGGGGCACCAGGCCCACCCACCUGAAGGCAUGGCGGGGGGGCGGGGGAAGGUAAAGGUGAUGACGACCAUCACACCUGUGUCAUUACCUCAGCCAUCGGUCUAGCAUAUCAGACAGUCACUGGGCCCAACAUAUCCAUUUUUAAACCCUUUCCCCCAAAUACACUGCGUCCUGGUUCCUGUUUAGCUGUUGAAAUACAGCGCGUAAGUCAGAACCCAGCUACCAGCGGUCAUUGUAAGGGCAAUGGACCUUAUAAAUAAGGUUUUCUGUGAUGUGAUGCCAGUUUACAUAAGAGAAUAUCACUCCGAUGGUCGGUUUCUGACUGUCAUGCUAAGGGCCACUGUAAACUGGAAUAAUAAUGCACUCGCAACCAGGUAAACUUAGAUACACUAGUUUAAAAUUAUAGAUUUACUGUACAUGACUUGUAAUAUACUAUAAUUUGUAUUUGUAAAGAGAUGGUCUAUAUUUUGUAAUUACUGUACCGUAUUUGAACUGCAGCAAUAUCCAUGGGUCCUAAUAAUUGUAGUUCCCCACUGAAAUCUAGAAAUUAUUAGUAUUUUUACUCGGGCUAUCCAGAAGUAGAAGAAAUAGAGCCAAUUCUCAUCUAUUCAGUGAAAAUCCUCUGGGGGUAAAAUUUUAAGUUUGAAAGAGCUUGACACUACAGAAAUUUUUCUAAAAUAUUUUGAGUCACUAUAAACUGAUCUUUCCACAAGAUAUACCAGAUGGCUCUUUGCAGUCUUUUCUUUGGGCAAGAGUUCUACGAUUUUGAUACUGUACCUUUGAAUCCACGGUGGGUUGCAGCUAUCUUUGGUUUUGUUUGACGUGAACAACCCUCUGGUAAUUACAGAGCAGGUCCAGCUGGCUAUUCUGCCCCUAGGGCAUCCAUAGUUAUGGUUUUCUCUGCUGCCCACACAGGGCAUUUUUGCAUCUCUGGUGCAGAAAUGCAUAGAUGAAUGAGGUACAGCUGUUCUUGUCUUCUGGGUACUGGUGGUGCUGCUUUAGAAAUAAGGGGUGCUGGGGUAGGGGGAAGGAAGAAGCAACAUGGUGAUCUAUAGGAUUGGAAUGUCGGGGUCUAUACAAAUCGUAUUGUUGCCUUUUAUACAUUGCUGUACUGUGUGUUCUCUUUGAGGGCUUUUAUAUGCAAUUGAAUGAGGGCUGAAGUUUUCAUUAGAAUGCACUCACACUCUGAUUGUACGUCCUGAUGAAAACCCACUUUUGGAUAAUUAGAACCAUCAUGGCUUCCUUUUCUGUCAACGGGAGUAUGCGGACUAUCAAGUUACCUUGGCAGGGAUUCCCUGCAAUCAAAAAGACAGGUAGCAAUUUUGGUCUAAAAUUUUUAAUAGUAUACAGACAACCUGUUAAUGGUUUUUGUUUUGUUUUGUUUUGUUUUUGUAAAUAACACCACUUUGUUAUGAAGACCUUACAGACCUCUUCUUAUGACAUUCUUAUUCUAAUCCAGGCAAAAACACUUCAAGGUUUGUAAAUGACUCUUUCCUGACAUAAAUCCUUUUUUAUUAAAAUGCAAAAUGUUCUUCAGAAUAAAGCUGUGUAAUAAUUUUGUUAUGUUUGGGAGCUCUCCUCACACAGAGCUGGCGUUUGCCUCUGACAGGGCAGGUAAUGUCAGGGCAGGUACUGUCAGGGCAGCUCUGAAAUGACUCAGCUCUGAUAUUCUUUCUUAUCCUCCUGGCUCCUUUGGUGCCCAUGGUAACCUCAUACCAGCUGCAGGGAGCACCGUUUCUCCUAAAGGGCUACACCACUGUCAACAUUAUCUUGGACACUGUGUCUCUGUUGGGUCUUGGUCUUACUGUGUGGCUUCUCAUCCGGCCAAAAUUGCCAGACCAGGACCCUGAGUGUGUGGUAGAGGCGAUGUUCUUUUCCAAAGUCAGGGCUUAAAAACUGACGUUUUUAUAGGCUGCACCACUUCCUAAUAUCUAUCUGCUUUAAGCCUGGUUCAACCUCUCAUCGAAUAUUAAAUUUUUCUUUGUAAGAAAAA